AUGGCCCUCUCCAAUAUGUUCCAAGGCGAAUCAUCUUCCACUAAAGGAGCCAACGAUAUCCCGGCACCCAGAUCAGACGCCACUGUAAAUGCGCCUCCUCCUGAACAACAUCGGACAGUAGCUGGUUUCGUCAGUGAAGCACCAAACGCAAGGUACUUUUUCGAUUCGAGAAGAAAUGGCGAUGCAGCAGAUACAGAACUAUGCAGAACAACGCCCGAAGGAGGAAGGAGCUGUAUUAAGCUCGCUAUUGCGAGUGCAGGAUUGUUCAAGAGUAUGCAAUCGCUUGGCUUCUACUGUGCGCUCCCUGCCGAGCCAACACGAACACAUAUGGAAUGUAACCGAAUCUCACAAAUAGUAGACCAAAGGAGAUAA
Kwoniella shivajii is the source of this 372-nucleotide messenger RNA. RefSeq lists its product as uncharacterized. NCBI's taxonomy places the organism in Eukaryota, Fungi, Basidiomycota, Tremellomycetes, Tremellales, Cryptococcaceae. The transcript has 5 exons. The record is from RefSeq and is a predicted model, not a curated record. The coding region runs from base 1 to 372 and encodes 123 amino acids.